CUUAUCUUGAUGUUCCUGUCUUACUGUGGACAUUAAGAGCGAUAUGUGGCAAGCAUGAGCUCCUUAUCACCCACCGAUCCCAGGAGGACGAAAAGACAACCCAGAAUGUCUACUCUGAUGACAUGAUAUUGACUGCCUUCAAUUCUCAUGAGAUAGACAUGAUCCAUGGUAUAAAUUCCCAGUCCCCCAGAUACCCUUUGUACCCUCACCAUCCAGAAAGCACUUCACAGUUUGAAGAUCAUUUCUACCACAGACAGCUUCCAACAGUCAUCAUGUCAUCCCCCUUUCUCCGCGCCGAUUUCUACCUGCGAUUCAACGGACGCACCACAAAACGUGUAGUCGACAUGGGUAGCUCCGUCGAGAAAGCACGUCCACGACCAAACCCUCUCGAGCGCGGCCCAUGUCCCAAAACCUACCACGAAUAUCUCCUUGGAAAAAGAAUCACUGUCUGCAUGAUCUGUAGACUGUAUGUCCCAACGGAGAUUCAAAGGAGAUUGAUGGAGCUUGCUAUCAAAGAGCGCGAUCGUUUCGCUUUCGAUGAGCAAGUAAUGGCAGCGAUCGAGCGGACGAAGAGGGAAGUUCGAGAGGAGAUGAGGGCUAGAGAAAAGGCUGAAGAGAGUGACGAUAGUGAGAGUGAGUGACUAGUUGUGGAAUCAUUGUGGUAAAUAAAUGCAUUGGAAUUUUCGCUGCGUAAGAAGAUCGAACUGUGGAAUUUUCUCAAGAAACCGAUGAGUAUCAGAAAAGGUCUUUCUAGCGUCCCAUCCUUC
This is a messenger RNA of Cadophora gregata, 767 nucleotides long. RefSeq lists its product as uncharacterized. The record is from RefSeq and is a predicted model, not a curated record. The transcript has a single exon. The coding region runs from base 123 to 641 and encodes 172 amino acids. Lineage: Eukaryota; Fungi; Ascomycota; Leotiomycetes; Helotiales; Ploettnerulaceae.